This is a messenger RNA of Anopheles coustani, 1893 nucleotides long. RefSeq lists its product as uncharacterized. NCBI's taxonomy places the organism in Eukaryota, Metazoa, Arthropoda, Insecta, Diptera, Culicidae. The transcript is spliced from 2 exons. The record is from RefSeq and is a predicted model, not a curated record. The coding region runs from base 1 to 1893 and encodes 630 amino acids.
AUGGUCCUGUUUAAGUUCAGAGAGUACAAGGUGGCAGUGACGGGAAAUAUCCGCGAGAUGUUCUUCCAGGUAGACAUGAACCCUCGCGACCAGCGCAGCCAAAUGUUCUUAUGGAACGACGGGAAACUCGGUAGCGACCCACAGCAUUACGUACUAAAAGUGAUGACAUUCGGUGCCGCGUGUUCACCCAGCACCGCACAUUACGUCAAGAACAUAAAUGCGGAAAGGUUCGAGGCUACACUACCCAAAGCUGUGGAGUGUAUAAAGUACGAGCAUUACGUGGACGACAUGCUCGCGAGCGUAGAAACAGAGCAAGAAGCCAUAAAUCUAGCCCGUGACGUCCAGUAUAUACACUCCCAAGGCGGGUUUGAGAUACGGAAUUGGCUGUCCAAUUCCACCACGGUGAAAAUGUUGUUGAAUGGCAACGAGAACAACGGAGUGGACAUUCCUGUCGAGAGCGAAAUGUCGACGGAAAAGGUCCUUGGAAUGUGGUGGAACACAGCGACGGACGUGUUCACGUUUAAAAUAUCCCCGAGGUACGAUCCACGAGUGCUGCUUGGUGAGCGAGCACCUACGAAGAGGAUAGUACUAAAAACGCUUAUGGCAAUUUAUGAUCCCUUGAGGCUAAUAGGAAACUUCCUCAUGUAUCUGAAGAUACUUCUACAGGAGUUUUGGCGCGCUAAGAGCCCAUGGGAUGACGAGGUUAUCGGACACCUCGCCGUUAAGUGGCAAAUCUGGGUAACCGCGUUGCCCAAUGUUCAAAGAGUCAGCGUCCCAAGGUGUUAUCGGAGUAAGACGACGGCCAACGCAGAAAGAGUAGAGCUCCACAUGUUCUGCGACGCCAGUGAAAAUGGGGCAUCAGCCGUCGCCUACCUACGAUUCGAGGAAAACGGUGUGAUCGAGUGCGCCCUAGUAGGCUCAAAGACGAAGGUGGCCCCUAUUACGUUCGUUUCCAUCCCACGACUCGAACUUCAGGCCGCAGUCAUAGGUGCCCGCUUAGCAGAGACGAUACAGUUAUCCCACCGAAUUGCUAUAACUCACCGAUUCCUCUGGACGGAUUCGCGCACCGUUAUGAGUUGGUUGCUAUCCGACCAUCGCCGAUACAGCCAGUUCGUGGCAGUUAGGGUCAGUGAGCUACUAGAUACUACAAACCCGGAAAAGUGGAACUGGCUAUCUACACGGCUCAACGUAGCGGAUGAAGGAACAAAAUGGCAAAAGCCACCAGACCUCAGCCCCUCGAGUAGGUGGUUCCGUGGGCCUGAUUUCCUAUGGGAACCAAAGGAUCAGUGGCCCAUAGUCGAACAAAAACCCGGAGAGACAAGCGAGGAGAUUCGACAUAGCCUGCUACAUCACACGGUCACGACGCCAAAUAUCGAGUUCACCAGAUUCUCAAAGUGGCAACGGCUACUAAGGGCGGUAGCUUAUGUAUACCGCUUUUUGGGAAAUUGCAGGAAGGGCAUAGCCAAAGAGCAUAAGCAACUUGAUAGCCUGACGCAUGAAGAGCUGGAGCGUGCAGAAAACGCAAUUUAUCGAGAUGUACAAAGAUCUGAGUAUGCCGACGAGAUACAUGUACUCAGCAGUAAAGAAUGUGUGAAGCAUCCUUGGAAGCGACCACUGCAGAAAUCGAGCCCGCUGUAUAAGCUAAGCCCGAUGCUGGAUGUGAAUGGAGUGCUACGCAUCAAAGGCAGGAUCGAGAAAUGUGUAUGGGUCGGCGAGGAUACCAAGCGCCCCAUAAUUCUCCCCCGACGGCACUACGUCACUGAACUGCUGAUUAACAGUUACCACAGCAAGUACAAGCACGCCAAUCACCAAACAGUCGUCAAUGAGGUCCGCCUUAAGUAUCACAUCCCGCAGCUCAAGGCCACGUACAACCAGCCGCUGCUGUCUCCAUAG